AGUCCUAAAUGAAUUGGCUCGCAAAUACUGAAGGCCAAUCAAACAAAUUGCACUAGCUAGCCCAAGUGUAGAAGCAGCUAUAGCACGAUCUCGACGAUGGUGCAUCAGGCUCAGGGACAGAUGGUGCAGGAGGUCGCCGCCGCCGCCGCCGCCGGCGGCCUCCCCACGCUGCCGACCCGGUACGUGCUGAGGGAGGAGCGCCGCCCGACAGCCCCAACAACUGGUGGCGACGUCGCGGCGCCCGAGGCCGAGCUGCUGGCCUUCCCCACCGUGGACGUGCAGCGUCUUGCCGACCCCAGCGACGUCGAGGAGGCCGACAAGCUCCGGUCGGCGCUCCAGUCCUGGGGCCUCUUCAAGGUGACCGGGCACGGCAUACCGGUGGCGCUGCUGGACGGCGUCCGGGACGCCGGGCUGGAGUUCUUCCACCUGCCGGCGGAGGAGAAGCUGAGGCACGCGAACCGGGACGACGCCGGCGAGUUCCAGCCCGAGGGGUACGGCAUCGACCGCGUGGACACGGACGAGCAGGUGCUGGACUGGUGCGACCGCCUGUACCUGACGGUGCAGCCGGAGGAGGCGCGGCGGGCGCGGUUCUGGCCGGCGAACCCGCCGUCGCUCGCGGGGCUCCUGCACGAGUACGCCCUGGGCAGCGAGCAGGUGGCGAGGCGCGUGAUCAUGGCCAUGGGACGGCUGCUCGGGUUCGGCGAGGAGUUCUUCCUCGACCUCGUCGGCGACAAGGGCGGCACGGACGCGCGGUUCACCUACUACCCGCCCUGCCCGCGCCCGGACCUCGUGUACGGGCUCAAGCCCCACACGGACAACUCCGUCGUCACCGUGCUCCUCCUCGACCGCGACGUCGGCGGCCUCCAGGUGCUGCUCAGGGACGGCCGGUGGGUGGACGUGCCCGUGCUCGGCCGCGACGAGCUGCUGGUGGUGGUGGGCGAGGAGAUGGAGAUCAUGAGCAACGCGGUGUUCAGGGCGCCGACGCACCGCGUGGUGACGAGCGGCGAAAGGGAGAGGAUGACGCUCGUGCUCUUCUACCAGCCGGAGCCGCACAAGGACCUGCAGCCCGCGGAGGAGCUGGUGGCCGAGGACCGCCCGGCGAUGUACAGGAAGCUCAAGGCCAAGGCCUUCGGCGACGGCUUCUGGGACGCCUUCGCGCUCGGCGAGCGCACCAUCGACUUCCUCAACAUCAAGGUCGACGACGACGACGACAGGGCGGAGUCAGCUGGGAGCACGCCGGAGGCGGCGGCGGCCGCGGCGGCCUAUUAAUCACCUCUCAGUCUCAGAGCUACGUACGUAGCUUGCUUGACGCCAUAUGAACUACAGUCGCGCACUGUGUUUGUAUUGUACCCAAUUAGCAAGCCCGUGUCAGUAUCAUCAGCCAUGAACACCGUAUCCACCACAAUCCGUGCUACGUACGUAUAUUGCUAUAUAUGCACUUACUGUCGUUCGCAUGUCCAGUGGUGUAAGAUGUAGAUUUGGCGCAGUUCUUCACACAAAUAAUCUACUCCUAGAUCACUGCUUCGCUGGAUCUUUGUGUUGCAUAUACUUUGGAUGUGAUGAUGAAAUAAUAUGCUGGUGUUGACGUGCAAA
Sorghum bicolor (sorghum) is the source of this 1593-nucleotide messenger RNA. Its product is annotated as protein SRG1. Bases 97 to 1269 code for a protein of 390 amino acids. The record is from RefSeq and is a predicted model, not a curated record. NCBI's taxonomy places the organism in Eukaryota, Viridiplantae, Streptophyta, Magnoliopsida, Poales, Poaceae. The transcript has a single exon.